Messenger RNA from Homalodisca vitripennis (glassy-winged sharpshooter), 2676 nucleotides. Its product is annotated as facilitated trehalose transporter Tret1-2 homolog. Gene Ontology annotation, molecular function: transmembrane transporter activity. NCBI's taxonomy places the organism in Eukaryota, Metazoa, Arthropoda, Insecta, Hemiptera, Cicadellidae. The record is from RefSeq and is a predicted model, not a curated record. Bases 720 to 2219 code for a protein of 499 amino acids. The transcript has 5 exons. Gene Ontology annotation, biological process: transmembrane transport. Gene Ontology annotation, cellular component: membrane.
CAGUGGCUGGUGGUGAUACAGUUCUGUGGCAGUAGUACAAAUAUCCAGCCGGUAUCGGGAGCCUUAUUUCCUCGCUCUGUGAAAUGUGAAGUUUUUAUGUUUAGUUCAAAUUAAUUUUAGAUGUUUGUGUAAGUUUACUGUGUUAUGUAAGUUUAAGAAAAAUUCCACAGCUGAUACAGCUUAUGUUUAAAUCCAUUUUAUCAAAUGUAUAAGUUUUAAUUUAGUGAAAGUGUCCAUUAUGAGUUGAUUGUUUUCUACACUGUUUCACUAUUCUUAUACUAUAUUUUUGCUCUGUAGAUUGCAGUAGUAAUAUUUGCAUUAACGUUUGAAAGAAAUCAAGAAUCUAUACUGUACUAUUAUUUACUGGGAUCUUUUGUAAGUUAUUUAGUUAUUCGUUUAAUUUAAAAUUCAACAUACAUUCUUUGCGAACAUUCCUACAUCACAGAUCAGAUUGCUAUAGUAAAAGAUAUAAUAUAUUGGAUCGCAAACACCUAAGUUUUUGAAUAGUGUAACCUGUUGAGUUUGAGUAUUGUUUAUUUCGAUUAAAAUUCAACCAACAAUAGACAAGUAGGAGAAUAAUGUUAGUUGUGGCGACAGAUAGAAAAGAAGUUAGUUUAAAGCGGUUAGGGAAGAAAGUACCAAUGUCCUAUCCGACCCUGAGGACCAAAAGUUCUCACCAGUGACGUCACUAGUACCUGGCGGAGGGGAGGGGAGGGAGGAUGCCCUGGCGCAGGCGAAGUGCUCGGGUCAACCUCAGUAGGAUGGUGAGGACGGCGCUGGAGGCGGCAUCUCGGGUGCUGAGAAGCGGUACGACGCGGCAGUAUGUGGCGGCAACUGUCGCCUCCCUCUCCGCCAUGAUGUCCGGGUCGGCGUUCAGCUGGGUCACUCAGAUCUUGGUAUCACUCACCUCCCCGGACAGUGAAGUGCCUAUGACCAAGGAGCAGAGUUCGUGGGUCGUUUCACUCAUCGAGUUGGGGAACCUGGUGACGCCUAUACCUGCCGGGCUGCUGGUGGACUCCUUGGGCCGCAAACCUUGUCUCCUAGCAACCGCACCGCUCUACAUCCUCAGUUGGCUGCUGGUCCUCACAACCAGAAGUGUCCGACUGCUGUACAUAGUUCGGUUUAUACAGGGUAUUGGAAUGGGAGUAGUGUUCGUGGUUUUACCUUCGUACCUGGGUGAGAUCGCGGAACCUAGGCACCGUGGAACCCUCAGUACCCUCUUCGAGGUCAUGUGGUACCUUGGGGUUCUACUGCAGUACUGCGUGGCUCCCCUGGUAUCUUACCAGGUCCUAGGGUUCCUGUCCCUCUCAGUCCCCAUAGCCUAUAUGGUCGGCUUCAUCCUCAUGCCGGAGACCCCGUACUUCCUGUUGCUGGUGGGCAAGGAUCAGGAGGCCCUCGACACUCUGCUUUGGCUCAGAGGAGUAGAACACCCCAACCGCCAAGUGGAAGCUGAGCUAAAAUCCAUGAAGAUCUCUGUCGAGGAAGAUUUAGCCCAGAAGACUUCGAAUUCAUGGAGUGAUCUGGUGUCCACUCCUGCCAACAGAAGAUGCCUCCUGAUCGUCCUGGCGGUCUCGCUCCUGGAGAUAGUAAGCGGAAUCCCCGCCAUCCUCUCCUAUGUGACCGAGGCACUCACGAACACUAAGGGCUCUUCCUUCCUGAAAGCCGACCAGUACACGGUGCUGAUAGGGGUGUCCAUCCUGAUCUCCACCGUGGUCUCGGCAGCCACUGUCGACCACCUGGGGCGGAGACCGAUCCUACUGACAUCCUGCCUCGGAGCGGCUAUUUGUCAGAUGAUCUCCGGAGCCUACUUCUUCAUAGACUCCCAGACCCAGAUCGACGUCUCCGGCUACAGUUGGGUGGCUUUUCUCAGCAUUUCCUGUUACGGUAUCCUCCUCUGUGGCGGGAUCGGAGCCGUGUCCACCACCAUCCAGAGCGAGUUCUUCCCCUCUCACACACGCGGCUUGGGCAACGGCGUCAACACCAUGACCAUCAAUGUCGUCUCCUUCCUCUGCCUCAAGCUAUACCAGGACGUCGAAUCCUCGGUAGGACUCUUCCUCAACUUCUGGCUCUAUGCCGUCUGUGGGUUCCUCGGAUCUGUGUUUAUAUACUUCUACAUUCCCGAAACCAAGGGGAAGACCUUUGCCGAAAUCCAUCAUGACAUGGCUAAACUAAACGCGAAACCUGAAAGUCCCGAAGAUAAGAUCGUUAAAAAGGUAUAACUUACAUCGGCUAUGUAAUAAUGACGUGAACGCGUUAGGGUUUCCAUAGAGGAUCCAAAUAAUAUCUACAGAGAAGAACUUUGAAAUGUUUUUUUUUUUUUUAGAACGAGGCCGUUUAUUUAAUUAUGGAUAACAUUCCCAAGUGAUUUUCCGUCCAUUUACGUAAGAUAUGUAAACGAAUCUGCCAAAUCAUGCAAUUAACAUACAGUAACAGUUGUAAUAAUAAAUACGAGUACAAAUAUCAUACAGAAAGCAAAUAAGGGAUCAAAAAGACUUGCUCUCAGCUGAGCUUCAAACUCUCUUCCCCUUCGUGUCAGAGUUUAUUUGCUGUAAGGUGAGUGGUGUUCAAUGAAUUAUACUUUAAGAAAGUGCAGUGAACUUGCCAAGAAAUUCCGUUAUUAUUUUUGGUUUACAGAUUAAAAACACAAGUAUAUAAUAAAAUCUACAAUUAAGUGUU